GGCCCGCCUUUUCCCCAUUUCAAACUCGCCCACUUUCGCUAUAAAUAUCCAACUCUUCUCCCUCACUAAUUAAAAAACUCAAACCCCUCCAAAAAAAUGGCUCUCUCCUCCGUUCAAAGAAGAUCUCUUCUCUCUCUAGCGCUCUCAGCGAUAUUUCUCGCGGCGGCGACGCAAGUCUCCGGCCAAAACUGCGGCUGCGCGGAAAACCUGUGCUGCAGCCGGUGGGGAUACUGCGGCACCGGCGACGACUACUGCGGCCAGGGCUGCCAGUCGGGGCCGUGCUCCGCCGCGCCGCCCAGCAACGGCGUCUCCGUGGCGGAUGUCGUGACCGACGCGUUCUUCGACGGCAUCGCCGAUCAGGCCGCCGGCAGCUGCGCCGGGAAGGGGUUCUACACCCGCGCCGCGUUCCUCGACGCGCUCGGCUCGUACCCGAACUUCGGCACGGUGGGGACCACCGACGACUCCAAGCGCGAGAUCGCGGCGUUCUUCGCCCAUGUCACGCAUGAAACUGGACACAUGUGUUACAUCGAAGAGAUCGACGGGGCAUCUAAAGACUAUUGCGACGAGACGAACACACAAUACCCGUGCAACCCUAGCAAGGGUUACUACGGGCGAGGUCCGAUCCAACUAUCGUGGAACUUCAACUACGGCCCGGCCGGCGACAGCAUCGGGUUUGACGGCAUCAACAGCCCCGAGACCGUGGCGACGGACCGAGUCAUCUCCUUUAGGACUGCCCUAUGGUAUUGGAUGAACAACUGCCACAACCUCAUUAUUUCCGGCCAAGGUUUUGGGGCCACGAUUCGCGCCAUUAACGGCCAGCUCGAAUGCGACGGCGCGAACGCCGCCACCGUCAAUGCUCGUGUAGGCUAUUAUACCGAUUAUUGCAACCAACUUCAGGUUGAUCCAGGCAGCAAUCUCAGAUGUUAAUGUUGUGGUCUUUUUUCUUUUCUUUUCUUUUUUUGGAAGAGAAAAUUGUAUUCUCUAAAUAAUGUGUCUGGUGUGACACGAUCAUUUUUAUAUUUUAAAAUAAUUUACGUGUAUGUUUAUGAUGCAUAGUGAUAAUUAAGUUGAUCAUAUUAUUUUUGGGAGA
This is a messenger RNA of Salvia miltiorrhiza (redroot sage), 1090 nucleotides long. Its product is annotated as endochitinase EP3. The record is from RefSeq and is a predicted model, not a curated record. NCBI's taxonomy places the organism in Eukaryota, Viridiplantae, Streptophyta, Magnoliopsida, Lamiales, Lamiaceae. Gene Ontology annotation, biological process: chitin catabolic process; cell wall macromolecule catabolic process; carbohydrate metabolic process. Gene Ontology annotation, molecular function: chitin binding; chitinase activity. The transcript is spliced from 2 exons. The coding region runs from base 97 to 927 and encodes 276 amino acids.